Molecule: messenger RNA, 747 nt
Organism: Trichoderma harzianum CBS 226.95
Lineage: Eukaryota; Fungi; Ascomycota; Sordariomycetes; Hypocreales; Hypocreaceae
Exons: 3
Coding region: 1-747 (248 amino acids)
Cellular component (GO): cytosol; nucleus
Source: RefSeq, a predicted model, not a curated record
AUGGACACAACUUUCAACCUUGUUGUUCUGGAAUUCGAAUUGCCCGCUGAUGAGAUUCUCAAUGUCUACGGCACAUACGGCGAUAUUAUUUCCCAUUGUCUACACAAAUGCUGGCGUUACCAUCCAAAUGCGUCGCCAACGUUGAGAAUUUUAAAAUGGAGCGUCUUUGAAGAAGAUGCGCUGCCUCCGUGGAACGAAAUCCAUGGUCUUCUCCUACUAGGAAGCAAGUACACAGCCUCUGAUGACGAUCCAUGGGUUAUAUCUUUGGUAAAAUUGGUUCAGAUGGCGUAUAUAAUGAACAUACCAAUGAGUGGGGUGUGCUAUGGUCAUCAAAUAAUUGCACGGGCUCUGGGUGGUAAGAUAUCGCGUAACCCAGCAGGGUGGGAACUCGGCGUUUGCAAAAUGGACAUGACAUCCAUAGGCCAAAAGCUCUUCGGAAAGGAUGCUCUUAUGGUUCACCAAAUGCAUAGAGAUGCUGUGGUUGAAGUUCCUCCAAACAUCGAUGUCCUUGCUUCAAGUUGUUCCUGCAAGGUUCAGAUGAUGUUCCAACCGGGGAGAGUUCUCACGAUUCAGGGACAUCCAGAAUUUGAUUCAAGAAUCUCAAAAUCUUGGCUAGAUCAAAGAUACAAGGAGGGCUUGGUGGAACAAGAACUUUAUAAUUAUGCACUAACAAAGCUCAAUCUGGAGCAUGAUGGAAUGGAAAUACUGCAAGCGAUGCGCAAAUUUCUACUUGGAACAUCCAUAUAG